AUGCCGAUUUCUCUCGUUGAGAAGUCUGGUUUUCAAGCCUUGGUGUACCAUCUAACAUGCCGAAACAAGCCUCAGUACGUUAUACCCUCUCGUCGGCAAAUAACCCGGUGGCUCAGCGAUCGAUUGGAUAUCUGUAUGGCUGGAUUCAAGGGACUACAGAACUGUGCAGCCAUCGGAAUCACUACGGAUGUUUGGACGAGGGCUAACAAGGAAAGUGUCGCAUUAGCAUGCACAGACUCUGGUAGCAAUAUGGUCAGAUGUUUCUCGGAUUUGGUCGCAUCCGGCACUACGUGCCUUCUUAAACAAUGGCUGCCCUGUGCUGCACACCGUUUGCACUUGACGGUGUGUAAUGGUUUGGCCCUAUAUAAAACGAGGCACACUGAGAAGGCUGGCAUCUAUGGACAUAAAACGGUAGAGGACGGUCUAGCACAAGCGGAAGAAGUUCUGAAGGAAAUGGAUGCAAAGGAUCCCACCGAGGGCGACAAUUCCACUAAUGUCAACACUGAUGCGGUUCUGAUGGAGGCAGAGGAGGACGUUGAACAGGACGAGCCUGAUUGGGGGCUUGAAAGAGAUGAUGAAGCAUUCCGUGAUGGCAUCGAGACUGCUGGGCGGCUUCCCUUGCACUAG
This is a messenger RNA of Perkinsus marinus ATCC 50983, 627 nucleotides long. RefSeq lists its product as hypothetical. The transcript has 4 exons. The coding region runs from base 1 to 627 and encodes 208 amino acids. The record is from RefSeq and is a predicted model, not a curated record. NCBI's taxonomy places the organism in Eukaryota, Perkinsozoa, Perkinsida, Perkinsidae.